This is a messenger RNA of Herpailurus yagouaroundi (jaguarundi), 559 nucleotides long. It is a transcript of the gene MSMP, whose product is annotated as microseminoprotein, prostate associated. The record is from RefSeq and is a predicted model, not a curated record. Bases 30 to 449 code for a protein of 139 amino acids. NCBI's taxonomy places the organism in Eukaryota, Metazoa, Chordata, Mammalia, Carnivora, Felidae. Gene Ontology annotation, cellular component: cytoplasm. The transcript has 3 exons.
GAAGGGAUCGAGAGGGCUGUGCUGCAGGAAUGACCCUAAUGAUGCUCUGGUCUGGACAGGCGAAGGGAGUCCUGGGAAGCUGGGGGAUCAUCUGCUUGGUGAUAUCUCUGCUCCUCCAGCAGCCAGGAGUCCACAGCAAGUGCUACUUUCAAGCUCAAGCCCCCUGCCACUAUGAAGGGAAAUAUUUUAGCCUCGGUGAGUCUUGGCUCCGCAAGGACUGUUUCCAUUGUACCUGUCUGCAUCCCGUCGGUGUGGGCUGCUGUGACACGUCUCAGCAUCCCAUCGACUUCCCCGCGGGGUGUGAGGUACGUCAGGAGGCAGGAACCUGUCAAUUCUCCCUGGUGCAAAAAUCUGACCCUCGGCUGCCCUGCAAAGGGGGAGGGCCUGACCCCGAAUGGGGCUCAGCCAACACCCCUGCCCCUGGGGCCCCUGCUCCCCACUCCAACUAAACUCAACCGAUCACCCUUCCGCUAACUGCCCACUGCUGCUGCCACUUCCAAGGAAACCACUAGCAGCUGCCAAUUUAUUCUGAAUAAAUAAAUUAAUGCUACAGCUAAAA